This is a messenger RNA of Candidula unifasciata, 765 nucleotides long. NCBI's taxonomy places the organism in Eukaryota, Metazoa, Mollusca, Gastropoda, Stylommatophora, Geomitridae. The record is from the annotation of a GenBank genome assembly.
AUGGCCGCUCUGACGGAAUUGUUCAGUGAAGCCAAUGAACAGUACGUGAAUGAAAACUACCAGAAAGCUAUCGAGUUAUACACUGAGGCACUGGGGAUAGAUGACAAAAGAGAUGACAUUUACUGCCACAGAGCUCAAGCCUAUCUGCAGCUUGGCAAGUUAGCAGAGGCAGUGGAGGAUUAUGACAGGGCACUGCAGCUGAACGACAACAUCAGUAAAGCUUACGUCAAAAAAGGCUCAAUCUUGUUUGAGCUGAAUGAAUAUGCAAAAGCUCUGGAUGUGUUUAAAGAAGGGCAGAAGCGAUUUGCUUCUGACAAAAUCCUCGAAGACUGGAUCCAUAGAUGUGAAACGGAAUUGACCAAACAAUCAAAGAGAGAGGAUUCUACUGAGGAGAAGAACACACAGCAGAGUUCUGUAUCAAAUGAGCCACCGAAAGUUAAGUACAACUGGUACCAGACUCAUACCCACGUUAUUGUUUCCGUUAUGCUGAAAAAUGUGAAAGAUGAGAACCUCACAGUAGAUGUGAAUUCUAGAGCUCUAAAGGUUUUGGUCAAGAGGCCCGACGACUCGGCCGUUUCGUUGGACCUGACACUGGCUCAUCAGAUAGACCCUCAGCAGACAGCCACCAAAAUCUACAGCACAAAGGUAGAAAUCAAGUUGAAAAAGAAGGAAGGGAUACAGUGGUCCACGCUGGAAGGUUCACCAGAGGAAGAAGUCCCUGAAGUGCUGCCUGCAUGUGCAGCUCCGGUGCAGGAACAGCACUAA